AGAGCGAGAGGAUCUUCAGAGAUAAGGUUGGUGUCAUAAGCUAAUUUACUCUCGAGUCUCUCUCUCACACACACAAAAAGAAAAAAAGAAAAAAAAAAACCAAAGGCAGAGAAGAGAAAGAGAUAACAUUUUACAGUAAUGGCAUCGACCUCACUCCUCAAGGCAUCUCCGGUGUUGGACAAAUCGGAAUGGGUCAAGGGACAGAGCGUUCUCUUCCGUCAGCCUUUCUCCGCCUCCGUCGUCCUCCCCAACCGCGCCACCUCCCUCACCGUCCGUGCCGCUUCCUCCUACGCCGAUGAGCUUGUUAAGACAGCGAAAACAAUUGCGUCUCCGGGACGCGGAAUCUUGGCGAUGGACGAGUCGAAUGCGACUUGCGGGAAGCGUUUGGACUCGAUAGGGCUAGAGAACACUGAGGCAAACCGUCAAGCUUACAGGACAUUGUUGGUCUCUGCACCGGGACUUGGACAGUACAUCUCCGGGGCAAUCCUGUUCGAGGAGACUCUGUAUCAGUCUACCACCGAAGGCAAGAAAAUGGUCGACGUCCUUGUCGAGCAGAAUAUUGUCCCCGGCAUCAAAGUCGACAAGGGUUUGGUGCCCCUUGUUGGCUCUAACAAUGAGUCAUGGUGCCAAGGACUCGACGGUCUAUCCUCUCGAACCGCUGCUUACUACCAACAGGGUGCUCGUUUCGCCAAAUGGCGUACUGUCGUGAGCAUUCCUAACGGUCCGUCUGCUCUCGCCGUAAAAGAAGCUGCUUGGGGUCUUGCUCGAUACGCUGCCAUUUCUCAGGACAGUGGACUAGUUCCAAUUGUGGAGCCAGAGAUCUUGUUGGAUGGAGAACACGACAUUGACAGGACUUACGAAGUAGCGGAGAAGGUUUGGGCUGAGGUUUUCUUCUACCUUGCUCAGAACAAUGUUAUGUUUGAAGGUAUCCUCCUGAAACCGAGCAUGGUGACCCCCGGAGCUGAGUCUAAAGACAGAGCUACUCCUGAACAAGUUGCCUCCUACACCCUCAAGCUCCUCCGCAACAGAAUCCCUCCUGCCGUCCCCGGAAUCAUGUUCUUGUCCGGAGGACAGUCUGAGUUGGAGGCAACGUUGAACCUGAACGCGAUGAACCAGGCACCAAACCCGUGGCAUGUGUCCUUCUCCUACGCACGCGCUCUGCAGAACACUUGUCUGAAAACAUGGGGAGGCAGAGCCGAGAACGUGAACGCCGCACAGACCACCCUCUUGGCCCGAGCCAAGGCAAAUUCGUUGGCUCAGCUCGGAAAAUACACCGGAGAAGGUGAGUCCGAAGAGGCUAAGGAGGGUAUGUUCGUCAAAGGCUACACCUAUUGAAGACAACAACAAAUGUUGAAGAGAUCAUGAUCAUGCCGUGAAAGGAAAUGAAACAGAUGUUUUUAUUACAUUUGUUUUUGAGUUUGGUUGUUAUUAUCAUGUCAAAAUCAUUUAUCUUCCCUGCUUAAUUUGCAUUAGCUACUCUCCUUUUAAAAUAAGUUUUAAUAUAUUGAAGUUACGAGUUAUCUA
Eutrema salsugineum is the source of this 1524-nucleotide messenger RNA. Its product is annotated as fructose-bisphosphate aldolase 2, chloroplastic. Gene Ontology annotation, cellular component: cytosol. The transcript has 7 exons. The coding region runs from base 139 to 1335 and encodes 398 amino acids. Gene Ontology annotation, molecular function: fructose-bisphosphate aldolase activity. The record is from RefSeq and is a predicted model, not a curated record. Gene Ontology annotation, biological process: fructose 1,6-bisphosphate metabolic process; glycolytic process. NCBI's taxonomy places the organism in Eukaryota, Viridiplantae, Streptophyta, Magnoliopsida, Brassicales, Brassicaceae.